Molecule: messenger RNA, 2329 nt
Organism: Homarus americanus (American lobster)
Lineage: Eukaryota; Metazoa; Arthropoda; Malacostraca; Decapoda; Nephropidae
Product: type I iodothyronine deiodinase-like
Exons: 5
Coding region: 497-865 (122 amino acids)
Molecular function (GO): thyroxine 5'-deiodinase activity
Source: RefSeq, a predicted model, not a curated record
GUGUGUUGUUGUAGGUUUAUGAGAAGAGGUGUAAUCUUAAUAUCUACAACUAAAAUGUUCUCGAUAAAUAUACAGUGAAUUAACAUCUAAACUGUGCGUCAUGGUCGUGUCUAAGGUAAUACGAUACGUCACCCUGCCGUUUCGUAUGGUGUGGCUGGUGUUGUAUAAUUGCGUCAUGACCACGCUCUCCAUCACCCCUAUGAUACGGGAGGUAAUGCAUGAGCACUUUCUCAAGAAGACAGACGUGAAGAAGGGAAGCCCAUAUAUAGACUUCGUUAAGGAUGGUGCUGCAGACUACCGCUAUUUUUGGGAGAGGACCAAAUUAUUUUUGUUCAUAGCUUGGUCAGAGACGUUCAUGGAGGCGGAGGAGGGAGGGAAGGCGCCUAACCCGAAGCUGAUGCGCCUCAGUGACCGCUCCCUGAGUGACCUUUUGGACUUUGCCAAGCCUGGUCGACCUUACAUCAUCAACUUUGGGUCGUGUACCUGACCUCCGUUCAUGGCCAACCUAGAGAGGUUCCGUAAGGUUACGGAAGACUUCUCGGGGGUGGCGGAGUUUGUGUUGGUGUACGUGGCCGAGGCUCAUCCCACUGACGGCUGGGCCAUCAAGGGUAAUGUCGAGAUCUCCUCCCAUAAGACCAUGGAGGAGAGAUUAGCAGCGGCACAGCGCAUGUUGGAUUUGGAGCCCCUGGAGUGCCCAGUGCUGGUGGACUUGCUCACAGACGAGACCAGCAAGACUUAUGGUAGUGUGCCUGAGAGGCUUUACAUCGUCCAGGACGGAGUCAUCGUUUACAAGGGGGGUCAAGGACCCAAUAAUUAUAAGCUGGCUGAGGUUGAGGAGUGGUUGGAGAAGUACAAGGGGCAGUAGGGGAAAGAUCUACUCUCGACUCCUCAUCCGGAGGUAACAACAUGCAACAAGACCAUGUUGUCGACACACCUGCUGCAGGACACGAAGAGAACACACACACACUGAUUAUACAAGAUCGCAGUUAUUAUUAAUGUUGUAUAAGAACGGAGACAAAUGAAAGAUAGUAUUAGUUCAUACCCAGACAAUUGUGGGUUUCAUUUGUGGGUUCCAUUUGAUGUCGGAAACAAAAUGGGUAUUGUGUAGAGAAGGAUCCGAUUGUCUUUAUUAUUACUUUAUUUUCACUGUUGUGUCUUUAUUAUUACUUUAUUUUCACUGUUGUGUCUUUAUUAUUACUUUAUUUUCACUGUUGUGUAGGUCAGUAUUAAAUGAUGCUCUGCUUGAAAGGUGUUGAUACCACAGUAGACGCUGAGGAAUUUAUUGGCGUAUUCAGUAGUGAAAAUGAAAUAUGAAUGAGAGUAUUAUUAAGGAUUUCCAGACACACAUUAUAUAUAUAUAUAUAUAUAUAUAUAUAUAUAUAUAUAUAUAUAUAUAUAUAUAUAUAUAUAUAUAUAUAUAUAUAUAUAUAUAUAUAUAUAUAUUAUUGGAUUACUGGAAGGAUUAUUAAUUCCUAAAACCUGUGGGACAGUAGAUGGAAGACGGUGUAAGAGGAAGUAAUUUAACUGGGUUAUAUAUUGUACUGACACUAUUCGAUGGUGGAUCUGUGACGUUAUGUCUGGAAGAAGGAUCUGUUGCCACGUGCAUGACGAGUGAACUGGAAAAGUAAGUGACUAUAGUUGUACUCUGAAGAUAAUGACGGUGAGAGAUCUUUCUUCCGAGUUCCACAUCAUCACAAGUUCCUCUCUCCUUUUAACACCAUCUGGUCAAAACUAUAGAGCUGACAGGUUAACUAUGUCCACUAGAGUUAAGAAUGAUUGUUUGAGUUAUAGAUUAACUCAUUUCUGUUUUCAAAAGAAGAAAGUUUUUUCAGGAAGUGAGGAGUAUAAUUUUAAACCAUUUAGUUUUCAAAACACAAAAAAUAGUUUUGUAUCAUGGUUGAAUUUUAACUGCUCGCCCCUUUUACAGUGAGGAUAUAUAAACAAGAUAAUAUUCGUGCAUUGUGUUCCAAGGUUAAAACAGGGGGAGAUAAAUAGAUAGAUAAAUAAUAUUCAGUUAAAACGGUCAUACAACUUCACAGACUCGGCAAGUACUGUAUAUAGGUAAUUUCUGGCAUAAAUACUGUACAUUAGUAUAGUACUGAGAGAGAGGGAGAGAGUUUGCAUUAAAUGUGCCCAGCACUAUAAAUGUGUCUAGCAGUGGUACUCAACAGGUGGGCUAUAGUGCACUUUCAAGGUGGGCCCCCGGGCAGAUGUUCGAUAUACAAAUGCAUAAAAAUGAUGAAACAACGAUGAACCGUUGUGUAAACAACGUUUGGCACACACAACUUGAUUGAUAUCUUUGACCAGCUGAAUAAACUUGAUCUUGAAA